GGGAAAAAAAGGCGAUACAUGUCAAAUAUUUUCAAGGCUGAAGUGUGAUGAUUUUAGUUUUUAUGAACGUGUUUUAACAAAAACUGCAAAUAAGAUAAAAUAUAAACUCUUGGAAAAUUCUUUAUUGUACUACUUCUUCGUCAAGUUAUAAAUGUGUGGCAAAAUAACUGUGAGUUGAAAAUAUAAACAUUGGAUGAGACGAAACGAACAUGGGUUAUUAUUGUACAGUCCCUCAGUGUACUUCGCUUGCCGGUAAAACAAAAAAUGUUAAAUUCCAUCGGUUUCCUCGUGACGAGGUUAUGGCUGACAAAUGGAACACAAUUUUAAAACGUGGAAAACCCAUAACAAAAUACUCAAAAGUUUGCAGUCUUCACUUUACUCAAGCCGACUACAACGUCACAACAAUGGGUAAGAAUAAAGGACAAUGGAAAACAUUAUCAAAAGAUGCUGUACCCUCACAAAAUCUCCCCAAACUGAACCCUGAUGGUACUGUUAUGGUAAUUAGGAAAAGUAGAAUAAUAAAUAAAUACAAGGAAAUUAAAAAGGAGGCCGCAAGUGACAGUGUAGAAAGAUGGUCACCUGGUGUUCAAAAGUCAGUGUCUUUGAAUUCCCAUGGGUCACUGCAUUCCACAGAACCACAAGAAAAUAUAUCGUUUUCAUAUCGUCUCCAAGCAAUAAAUGCAUUAGCUAAUAAUGUUUCUCCGCAAACCCAUGAUCAAUUAUCUCCACAACCGGUUAAACCCAAAAAACAAGAUGCCAUUAUGCAGACCGAUCCCAUUAAGGACGAGGAGGACAGUCAAAUGAAUACGAGUUACGAAACUGAAAAGUCUUAUUCGUCAGAUUUAGACUAUCAAUAUAAGACACAAGGAUUUCAGGAGAAGAGGUAUGAUCUACCAAAAGAUUAUAAAAAGGACAGUGAUUAUAUACCACAAACGAAUGACGAGUACAAUAAAGAGGCCGAGAAGUAUGCAUUAGAACGUAAAUCGCAUAACACGUUCGAUAAAAUGGAUUAUCAGAAGAGUAUGAACUUUGAAAAGAUGCCGGAAGUGUAUACGAAUUACAGCGAGAAGACGUUUGAGUCCAGACAGGAGUAUGUGUACGAGAAUCCGUAUCCUAACAGUGUCGAUACACUUCGUAAUCAGCAACAGAACAUUCAGCUGCUCCAACAGCACCACAGGCUCAGUGACAACCAGAAUUUCUUCAACGAGAAUCACAUAAAGCAGGAGAUUGAGUUCAACAAUGAAGAAGAUAAGUUUUUGUAUGAACACAAAAGUCAGCAUGUUACAGACUCUAACCCUGUAUUCGACGCGUCGCAGAGAAUGCAGCAGGUGGAGCAUCAAGUCAAACAGGAGCCAGAAGCUAACAGUGCAUGCGACACUGUACCCACGCCACAAGAAAGUCCGUAUUACAAUACGAGUGAACACAAUAUGGAUGUCUCAGGCUGCUACUCGCAAGUGUCUCGGCCCGGCCCCGAGCUACUGAUAGCUAAGCAAAACGCCCUCGCUGCGCAUACGCAACUAUGGCAAAACACUAUGAAGCGGCCAUUUUUCUACAGCGAGAACCCAAGGUACAAUACGCCCCCUAUUAUACAUAGAUAUGAGGACCUAUCCAGAAUUCUCCAGUAACUGAGUGACAUUCCAAAGUAUAGGUAUGUUGAGUUUUGGCUCGGCAUCUCGACAAUCUCUAUAUUGUAAUGAAUUUUUGUACUAUACAUUAUUUUUGUUAAUAUGCGCUAAAUAUUUACUUCAAGAUGUUUGACCAAUAGUACAGUUUUAUAAAACUAUCAGAUGCUGGUUAAUGCUAGCACAAAUUUUAUGCCCUAUUUUUUUGCUAUAUUUUUCAGGUUUUUGAUAAAUUUGAUUUUGACCUCCAUUUUGUUAAAUAAACCUCAGCUGGUUAACCUGUAACAGCUAUAUUAAUAAUUAAUUAUACAUCUUGUUUUCAAUAUAAAAUAGGGUA
Molecule: messenger RNA, 1959 nt
Organism: Aricia agestis (brown argus)
Lineage: Eukaryota; Metazoa; Arthropoda; Insecta; Lepidoptera; Lycaenidae
Exons: 9
Coding region: 210-1625 (471 amino acids)
Molecular function (GO): sequence-specific DNA binding
Source: RefSeq, a predicted model, not a curated record